This is a messenger RNA of Chara braunii, 2145 nucleotides long. The record is from the annotation of a GenBank genome assembly. NCBI's taxonomy places the organism in Eukaryota, Viridiplantae, Streptophyta, Charophyceae, Charales, Characeae.
UGGGGAAGGGAGAUUAGGGGGUGAUGUGUGUGUGUGUGUGUGUGUGUGUGUGUGUGUGUGUGUGCCAAGGGGGUUGUGAAAGAAUGGGAUCAGAUCCCAACAGGGGAGGUGGGGAAGGGAGACGAGGGGGAGAGACAAAUCUUCAAGUGUAGUGUCAUGAGUGUGCAGUCUUUCCUUUUGGGGAAAGAAAAAAAUCAGAAGAUAGAAAUGAGAAAGAGAUUCUAAGAAUGUAUUCCAUUGUCUUCCAAGGCAGUUUUUUCUUCAACUUUCUUGAUCUCAUCAGAAAGAGGGAAAGGAAGGAGAUUGAUUUAUUUAUAUUUUAUUUUUUUAAUUCAUGGCAGCUGCUCUCUUAUACCAUGAGGAUGUGUAGAAACAUUGUGCAAAUUUAUAUUUCUUCGAUACAAUUCUUGUUGGCCUUUUCAUGUCCACAGAGUAACCUCUUUGAUUUAGUACCUUAUGGUCUUUUAAAUUGUUUAGUUGAGAAUAAAGAUACUGCAAUGAUGCAGGUUCAAGUCCAACACAGAAACAUGCAUCCAAAGUCUGAGUCAAGGCUAGGCAUUAGAAAUAGGGCUGUAGGGCCCCAGAGUCCGUCAGAAUGACCCUCAAUCUUACAGAAUAUGGUCUUAGUCCGUGUCACAGUCAGUCACAGUUCUUUGGAAUGAAGACCCCAACAAAGGCUGGGGUAGAACCAGAGGAGGAAAUUUUAAGGUUCGUAGCUCUUGACCUAGCAAAGUUCAGGGGUCAACAGUUGGUUUUAGAGGGGUCAACAGUUGGUUCUAGAGGGGUCAACAGGUGGUUCUAGAGAGGUCAACAGGUGGUCCUACAGACUCUCAUAAGUCUCUUGAACGGAUAUGAAAUCCGUACAGACAUGACUAGGGGUCGUAACCCUUGGUCAGGUCAAAGUUCUAGGGUCAAAAAGUGACUUUCCUGACUCUGAAGAGGCAUCAAAAUGUCCCUUGGUGACUGGGUAUUGGGUCAAGGGUAAAAAAACGCGGCACCUCAUGCCUCCAGCGUCACAGGUGGACUCUUGGAAAGUCAACAGUCAAGCCCUACCCGGCACAGAAAUCAAAGAGGCAAAGAUGUCCCAGGAGUCAACCAUGGCCACAGAUCUCACACAAAUCCAAAGCCUGGCUCAGUACAAUUUCCAGAAGGCUUUGCGAGCAAAUCUGGGCCUCACAGAUUGGGAAAUGUCAAUCCUUCAAGGAUGCAAAACUGGAGCCGGGCCAGGACGAGAAACCACUAUAAAAGAGUGGUCUUCCCUGGCCCAUGGAUUCAUUCCGUCUUGCGCUGCUACAUUGCAUGCACCACAGUGCGCAGCUACAGUGCAUGUGUACAGUUCGCUGCUACAGGAGCCGCUGUAGUGAGUGCGAGAGAAGGCAGUCGGAGAGAGUGAGAGGUUGUCAUAGCCAGAGUGACAGAGAGUGGUCGCCAUAGCCUGUUGAAGGUCCUGAUGCACCACAGCUACAAGAGAGAAAAGAGGGGAGAUCUGAGGUAGAAUGUAAGGCUUGAGGAGAACAGGAAGCUUAGCUGGAGAGAUUGCCAACUCGGGUGUUCAGCCAUAGCUGCUGCAGAGAAGACCAGUGGUUGCAUGUGCCCCACAUUCUUCAUCUCACAAUCAGAGGUGGGGUUAUGGACAAGAGCUUGCAUGACACCGUAAAGAGGAGGGUCAGGGGUGGAGAUAAGGAGGAGGAGGUAACCAUUUCACAGGGGUUGGCAAGAAGGUGUAAGAAGCUUACCCGUUGACUGGCGGCCAUCGCUACCUGAGGAAGAAGACUUCAAGAGGAGGGGGACCACCGUUUAUCAUCCGGUACUUCCUCUCGUUGGUGCUUGUGCUAUACAGAGAGUGUGGCACUUGUGCUAGUGAGGUCAGGGAAUGAUAGAGAAGGUCACCAUAGCUUCAGUGAGGCAGUGUGGUCGUGAUUGGGAGGAAGAAGACUCCAUGCUGCCGCAGAACAUCGACAUUGUCAUUUCAAGUUCCAGCUUCAUUGUGCUAGCCUGGGAUAGCCAGCGUAGUGGAGAGGUUGACUUGGCAAGUGUCAUUGUGUCCAGACUGGUGGUCAACGAGUCAAAAGACACAAGCCGUUGGGUGCAUUGAGGUGGUGAGAAUUGUUCCCGUGGAAGAAGAGGGAGAAGCAGUUUGAACGU